AUGUCCGGGAGGUUCAAUUACUACGGGGACCAGGCGCUGAAUGCUCUGAGUAUGUGGAAGGAGAAGGUGGACGCAGAUGACAGCUUCCCCUACAACAUAAUGUUCUCUUUCGAAGACGACGAGUCGACUUCGAGCCUCUACACUUCGAAGCUGGGCGACAUGUUGAUUCCCCGCACGGUGGACUCCCCAGACGUCGUCAUCUGCCCGUACACCUCCGGGGCCACCAAGACGGUCUGCGACUUCCUUGACGACAACAACCUGUCCGUCCUGUGCGGCGCCUGGGGGGGAGCGUCGGAGAGCAUCUUCGCCUACCCCGAGGACGGGAGGGGCCAGAACCUGCGGGUGCAGUCGUUCGGCCGCGCGGGGAACUACUUCAAGGCGGGCCUCGAGUACUCCUUCGAGCAGCUCAGCGCCACCGAGGCCGCCAGGCGCCUCUCGGGCACUGCCCGCGUGCCGACCGCCGCCUUCAUCUGGCGCCAGACCGAUGCCUUCAGCAAGUCGCUCUGCAUCGGGGCCAUCGACCUGGCGACGGCGCUGGGGUUCAACAUCACCCUGCAGGCGGCCAUCGACCCGCUGGCGGACUCAGACGGUUGGCUCAAGGCACACCAUUGGCUCAAGGGGCCCCAGAGGCUCAAGGUGUUACUUCUCAAGGUCGCGACGAGGAUGAGCGAUACAAGGAAGUUGAAGGCCAAUGGCAGUGGUGCCGAAGCGCCUGAGAGGAAGACCGCUAGGGUCGACGAGAAGGACGACGAUCUCCAGGUUGACGAGUCAGCGCCCGACUGGGCCCAAAGCAUGCAGAGGAUGAUGAUCAAGAUGAUGGGGACGGUGAACAAAACGGCAACGGACACGCAGACGGUGAAGUUGCUGGCGCAGGAGGCGAAGGACGAGGCGACGGCGGCCAACGCGGCGGUCACCCAGGUUUCCGCGGACGUGGAGAAUAUGAAGAAGGAGUUGCCCAGCUUGGUGAGGGACAUCGUCAAGGGGGAGGGGCUGUCCGGGACCGUAUUUUCUUCGACGGCAGCCGGCAGCGCCGCCAAAGGCAAGGGCAAAGGCAAAUCAGAGACGGUGGAAAAAUUGAAUCGCACGAUGAAUUUCGGAACGUUUCCCCAGGACACGAAGUCGGCUGAUAUAGUUAAGUUUUUGGAGGAGGUUGUGAAGGAGGCCAAGGAGGUGGAGGAGGUCUUCGCGUACGGUCGGAAGUUCGCGGAACGCGGAGCAGUUCGUUUCAAGACUCCGGAGGCGAUGUGGGACUACCUGAAAAGUGGGGCGGCCAGCUCGCACGCGUACCAGGAGCAGAAGAUUUACGGCAACGCUGACUACAGGAAUCGCGACCCGGAGUCCGACGAGGCGAAGCGGGAGCGGGCAGUGAGAAAGCUCGUGCGGGCCAUCAUCGAAGUCAACGGGGGGGACGGGUCCAAGGUCAAGGAGCACAUUGACACGAAUUACAGGAAAGGCGUGGUAUGGUGGAAGGAGUGCAGGGCAGGGGAGUGGAGAGACGGAUCCAUGCACCUGCUGGGACCAGGUACCAGGUACCAGGCCAAGUUCGACGAGCUGCACGCCGUGGAGUAG
Prorocentrum cordatum is the source of this 1569-nucleotide messenger RNA. The record is from the annotation of a GenBank genome assembly. Lineage: Eukaryota; Dinophyceae; Prorocentrales; Prorocentraceae.